UCUGUAUAUUAUAUUAGAUUUGAUUAUAUUUGUCGUAAUAAUAGUGAUUGCGUUAAACAAUCAGUAAUCGGAUUACUAUGUCAUCAGAAAAGAAAGCAGAGACUGACUAUUAUUGUCAUGAAAUGAGUUUCUUUAAUAACGAGAAGGAAUGCGAUAUCACUUUCAAAGUGGAUUCGCAGACAAUAUUUGCCAAUAAAUGGUUGCUUCGGAUGAAAAGCGAUGUUUUCGACGCUAUGUUUUCGUCAAAGUUUAAGGAAUCAAAUGAUGAGAUAAUUGAAAUUUUGGACAUGAAAUACGAGGCGUUUAAAGCAACCAUUCGUUACAUGUAUUGCAAUAAACUGGUGUUGAGUGACGGCAGCGAUCAUACGCUGGCGAUGGAUGUCUAUCGUUGUGGACAUAAAUAUAAUUUGAUUUCAUUAAUGCAUUGCUCGGAGAAAAUGUUAAUCAAAAUGAUUACAUUCGACACCAUUGAAGACAUGUAUCUAUUGGCCAGAGAUUAUAAUCUACAGAAAUUGAGGCAAUGUUUGGAUGAUUUUCUCAAAACAAAUCUCGAUUACUAUUCGCGCAAAAAUGCGGACGAAUUGAAGCGAAUCAGUGUUUUAAGUGAUUGUCAUUUAAUGAGUCUAUUGAUCGUCGAAAAGGACAACGAAAUCAAUAGAUUAGAGAAACUGGUGUCAGAAUUGGCUAAACAUUGCGAUCAAUGCCGGAAUCGGAUUACAUUCAGUCCAUUGAAUAAAAUUUAAGUUAAUCUCAAACUACAACAAGAAUUACUAUCCAUUUCUCUUCACUCCUUUGCUCUUUCCAUGUAUUUAUCUAUAUUUCAUAACUCACUGUACAGUGGAUUAGAUGUAAUGGAUAUUAUUGUAAUACUUGCCAUAAAUAUAGAAAUAAAUAUUUAAUAUUUGUUUUAU
Molecule: messenger RNA, 911 nt
Organism: Medioppia subpectinata
Lineage: Eukaryota; Metazoa; Arthropoda; Arachnida; Sarcoptiformes; Oppiidae
Source: the annotation of a GenBank genome assembly